UGAUAGGAGCCACCUGAAACUUGGAUUGAUUUUUAAUAGCUGAUAACUCAACAGUAGUUUCCCAAUAGAGUUUUAAAAAUAAAACAUGAACUGCUUUCACUACAGUUUAUAGAUUGCGCGAAGUUGGAGGUUGAGUUCUCAGUUUUUUCCUGUUUUAAAAUGUGAUUGUUUUAUUUUUUAAAAUUUUUAUUGUGUCUAUCUGCAAAGUAUUUCUGGCUGAUUUAACAUGUUUACGAAAUAUUCUACACGAGUAAAAUAAUUUGUGUGAGAAUUACGAAGUCAUUUUCAGUGGGAGAAAAUGGCGGCACUUAGGCCGGAAGAUGCUCUUAAAAUUCAAGUCGAACCAACUACAUCACGAAGUCAAAUGGAAUCUCCUUUUGAAAGAGAAGAAGAGCGUUUGGUGGAAGAGAAUAAAGAAAAGUGGGACGUCUAUGACGAAAAUGCUGUGGAUUUCGACGACAGUUCCGAGGACAAUUCCAUCUUUCCGAAGCUUGUCAAGGUACUUAAGGUCCUCGUGUACCUCUCCACGUUUUGUGUUGUCCUGUUCAGCGCUGUCAUCUCGAAAGGAUCUCUACUACUCAUGACAUCGGCCAUCAGAAGGAAAAGACUCUUUCCUAUUUGCAAAAAUCUUUCAAAUGAUAUCUUUCCAGAUAGUGAUGACAAGUACGUAGUCAAGAUGUCAGAGCAUGAAAGAUACAGUUGGAUAUGGUGCUUGAUUUUUUCACUUUUUGUGCCGGAAAUCUUAACGUUUAUCCGAAGCUGCAGAAUUUGCAUAUUCAAAAACUACCACAAGCCUCGUAUAUCAUCGUUCUUAAUGGUGUUCAUGGUGGAGUCCUUUCAUGUUAUAGGACUAGUCUCAUUUGUAUUUGUAGUGCUACCAGAGAUGCAUGUCAUGAAGGCUCUCUUGUUUUCAAACGUCGUGUGUUUCUUCCCGUCAAUUUUAAACUUCUGGCAGUCUAGCAAAGCGGAAUGUGAAGUCAAAUCACAAAAAAGAAAUGUUCUAAAUUUAAUCGCCAUGGUAUUCCAAGGAAGCAUUUUGGUUUGGCUAGGCCUUACUGUACACGAAAAACUGAACCACACUGGCGCAAAAGCCAUCGUGUUUGGCGAUCCUGACGUUUGGGCUGUUAUCAGUGUGAUUUUAAUUUCACUAACUUGGUGGGAAAAUUACGUGGAUGAAGAGUCACCCUCAUUCUUAGCCAAAGUUAAAGACGACAUCGAAAAAAGCAGACAUUUCAUUUACGUUUUUGUUUCUUUGUGGAAAAUAGCACUAAUUCUUGGCUGCUGCCUAGUUUAUUUAUUUCUAACGCUUGAAAAUAUACCGAAUUUUUUCAUGCUAAAAGAUAUUUUUGUGAACCACAACAUUACCAUCACUUGGAAAGUGGAUGAUAUUCCAAUCCCUGAUAAUACAAACUUGAAACCACAAAUGAUACUCCAAACAUUGUCGGACAUGAAGUCCAACCGAUUACUUCCCAUUCUGGUCAGCAGCAUCCACGUGAUUUGCGCGUACGUGUGCUAUUCUUGCUGCAAAUUCGUGUGUAAAGUUUGUAUGCAGCAGUUUAGUUUCUCCCUGCCACUGUGCUUAACGAUUCCUUUAACUAUAAUGCAUCUAAGUUUUAUGUGCCAUCGUAAAUCUCAAGAUCCUUGCAUGUACUCAAGGAUGUCGCCUUAUUUAUAUUGGGACUGUCCAAAAGAUGGCUGGCAGCUCUUUGUGGUUGAAGAACUGGGUUAUUUUUGGAUUCUCUGGUUUUUGUCUCAAGUGAUUGUAACAUAUCAUAUAUGGUAUCCGAAAUGUGAAAGAAUGGCAUCCACGAACAAAUUAUUUGUAAAUCCCAUGUACAGCACAAUUCUCGUCGACCAAUCUUUGGUAUUAAAUAGGAGAAAAUUUGAAAAGAAAGAGGCAAUGAAAAUAAUUGAUAGGGAGGAAGAGAUUAACGAAGUACCAGAAAAUAUCACAACAAUAUUUGCAUGUGCCACCAUGUGGCACGAAACGCCUGACGAAAUGGAACAACUUUUGAAAUCUAUUAUGCGAAUGGAUGCUCACCAGUGUUCUCAGGCAAUGAUACAACAUGGAUUUCUUAUUAGAAACCCUGAUUACUAUGAAUUAGAAGCGCAUAUUUUCUUCGAUGAUGCGUUUGUUGUGAGUGACGAAGAUGAUGAAAAACGCACUAUUAAUUCUUUUGUCAAAGAUUUUAUAGCCGCCGUGGACACUGCUGCCAGCAAAGUGUAUAAGAAAUGUUCUAGACCAGAUCCACCUUUUAAAGUGCCAACGCCAUAUGGUGGACAGUUAAUUUGGAGAUUGUUGGGUGAUAGUUUUCUCGUUGUACAUUUAAAAGACAAAGAACUGAUUCGACACAAAAAACGAUGGAGUCAGGUUAUGUACAUGUAUUAUCUUCUGGGAUAUCGACUAGAGUAUAAAAUGUGCCAAAAUCGGAACCCUGAUUUUUCCGUAGAAAAUCUACGAAAAAAUACUUUUAUUCUUGCUUUGGAUGGUGAUAUUGACUUUAGACCUAGUGCUGUAAUGUUAUUAGUUGACCUUAUGAAAAGAAACAGAAAUCUCGGAGCAGCAUGUGGCAGAAUCCAUCCCGUUGGUACAGGUUUGAUGGUAUAUUACCAAAAGUUUGAGUACGCCAUAGGACAUUGGCUACAAAAGUCAACUGAACAUAUGAUUGGGUGCGUGUUAUGUAGCCCUGGAUGUUUUUCCCUUUUUCGAGCUGAAGCAUUAUUAAAAAAGAAUACGAUGAGAACUUAUGCGAACAUAGCAAAGGAAGCCAUUGAAUAUGUACAAUUUGAUCAAGGAGAAGAUCGGUGGCUUUGCACGUUGCUGUUGCAGAGGGGAUAUAAAGUUGAAUACAGUGCUGCGUCAGAUGCCUACACCCAUUGCCCUGAAACCUUCGGUGAGUUCUACACUCAGAGGAGACGAUGGGCUCCUUCAACUAUGGCCAACAUCAUGGACCUCCUGAUUAAUUACAGAAAAACCGUUGAAUGCAAUGACAACAUCUCCAGACCUUACAUUGCAUACCAAGUUCUCCUAAUGGUCGGAACAAUAUUAGGUCCCGGAACUAUUUUUCUGAUGCUCGUAGGAGCAAUGGUUUCGGCGUUCAAUAUCUCCAACUGGCAAGCAUUAACUGCAAACAUGGUGCCGAUUGUUUUCUUCAUAUUGAUUUGUUUCCAUGCUAAAAACGACACCCAGAUAUUUGUAGCAGCUUAUUUGCAGUUUCAGAUAAUUGCAAAAUAUCUAGCCGUUUUCAGAUAUUUGCUAAAUUCAUCGCUCCUUCAACUANAAACUAAAAAGCAACUAGCGGAAGAGCAACUUCAAGCUCAGGUUACCGUUCAGACCAAAACAAAAAGUGGCGGCAUGUUUGAUUGGAUAAACGCUCUUGGUAACAGAGGUCAUCAAGAAGAAGAAGAAGAAGGUAGCAUAUCGUUCAGCUUUGCAAACUUAUUCCGAUGCAUGUGUUGCACUUACCCAAAGCCAGACACUGCCAACUUACAAAUGGUGAAAUUAGAAAUGGCCCUCAAUAAAAUAGAUAGUGAGAUUAAAGUGAUCCAGAAUCAAAUGGAAUCAACUAUUAUGCAAAAGCGUGGCAUGCGCAGAAGAUCUUCUGUGCAUAACAUAAAAAAAGAAUUGAAACUGGAUACUCUACCAGAAGAAGCUGAAGAGGAAAGUGAAGAUGGAGAUGAUUCAUCAGAGGCAGAAAUAAGUGAACAAGAGGAACAUACGUAUAAUCAAGUGGACAGUAAUAUAGAGUACUGGCUAACUGAUAAAGCAGUUGGACAAAGUACUGUACUACGACUAACAAACUUAGAAAAACAGUUUUGGCAAGACCUUAUAGGCAAAUACUUAUAUCCUUUGACUGAAAAUCCAGAUGAAAAAGCAAAAGUUUCUCGCCAACUUAUCGAUUUACGAAACAAAGUAGUUUUUGGGGUUCUCAUGCUGAAUGCACUGUUCAUUCUAAUCGUAUUCCUAUUGCAAAUGAAGAAAGAUGUUCUUCAUAUUGAAUGGCCGAUGAACGGAAAGAACAAGAACAUUACCUACAUUCAGUCGCUGGACGAAAUCAGAAUUGAUAUGGAAUACCUACAACUAGAACCUAUAAAUUUAGUUCUAGUGUUCUUUUUCACUUUGAUCUUAGUGAUUCAGUUUGUCGGAAUGAUUUUUCACCGUUCGGAAACUAUUUCCCAUAUUUUAGCUUCUACUACUUUGUUUACGUACAGCUCCAAAGAUACGCAAGAAAUCAAUUUCUCAAAGUUGACAGAUUUGUUGCGAAAGCAGGGUUUGGAAGAUGACAACGAAACACCGUUGGCUGAAGUAAAAGAAGAGUUAACGAUGCCUGAUCAUCCAAAUGUUGCUCCUUCGAAUCUAAAUAUAGAAGAAAACAACCGACCAAGGAAGUUUCGGUCGCUUAGCUUGGCAAUGGAAGAUGAUAUUGUUAAAAUUCUAAAAAAAGACAAGAAAUUUGCUAAUGCUAUAAGAAGAAAGAGUAAAUAUCCAGAUGCGGUUGAUGCAAUGAGAAGGAGAUCUGAACAACGUAUGUUAGGAGUUACUACACCCCAGUCCCUCACAAGACCCCCUACACCACUCAUUAACGGCAAUGUAGUGGACUUCCAGUGGUCAAACCAAGGAAGUUUUAGAUCCCAAAGACGAUCCAGGAUUAUCGAACAUAUGAUAGAUGCGUCCGAUUCUGAAAGUGUAAAUAGUUUUCAAAUGUCGAAUCCACCGCCAACUUCAUCGAGUCCGACGCCAAGCAGUCGUUCAAACAGAGCAUCAUCGUCCAGAAGAACCCAAGAGAAUUCUUAAAUUAUUUGUAAAUGUUUUUGCGCAUCUGCUUUCAUGUCUGUGAUCAUAUAUUUUAAUUUAUAAAAAUCACUACACAUAAAAUUUGCAACUUUCAGCAUCAUCAA
Messenger RNA from Parasteatoda tepidariorum (common house spider), 4899 nucleotides. Its product is annotated as chitin synthase chs-2. Gene Ontology annotation, biological process: chitin biosynthetic process. Gene Ontology annotation, cellular component: cell septum; cell periphery. Gene Ontology annotation, molecular function: chitin synthase activity. NCBI's taxonomy places the organism in Eukaryota, Metazoa, Arthropoda, Arachnida, Araneae, Theridiidae. The record is from RefSeq and is a predicted model, not a curated record.